Molecule: messenger RNA, 300 nt
Organism: Gregarina niphandrodes
Lineage: Eukaryota; Apicomplexa; Conoidasida; Eugregarinorida; Gregarinidae
Product: putative autophagy protein 8i
Exons: 2
Biological process (GO): cellular response to nitrogen starvation
Source: RefSeq, a predicted model, not a curated record
CCCUUUCUCGCUCGCUCUGCCUGCCACCCCACUAGCCACCCCCUGCCUACUAAAUUCAAUUCGCACAGAUUCCUAGUGCCAACAAAUAUGUUGGUUGGCGAAUUCAAAUACAUUAUUCACAAGCACAUAAAACAAUCGUCUUGUGGGACUUCGGCAAUGACUCACGAGAAGACCAUCUAUUUAUUUAUCAAUGGCACAGCUCUAAAGGCUGGAGCGUUGAUGCAAGAAAUUUACGAAAUGCAUAUGGCGGAGGACGGUUUCCUGUAUAUAGAGUACGCCGCAGAAAAUACCUUGGGGUAA